AUGUCCUCCACUGUCACCAUUUCCAAGAAGCGAAAGAUCGUCGCCGACGGUGUUUUCUACGCCGAGCUCAACGAGUUCUUCACCCGAGAGCUCGCCGAGGAGGGAUACUCCGGCGUCGAGGUCCGACUCACCCCCACCAAGACUGAGAUUGUUGUCCGAGCCACCCACACCAACAAGGUCCUUGGUGAGAACGGCCGACGAAUCCGAGAGCUCAUGUCUCUGGUCCAGAAGCGAUUCCGACUCCCCGAGGGAUCCGUCACCAUCUACGCUGAGCGAGUCCAGGAGCGAGGUCUGUCUGCCGUUGCCCAGUGCGAGUCCGUCAAGUACAAGCUGCUCAACGGUCUGGCCAUCCGACGAGCCGCUUACGGUGUUGUCCGAUACGUCAUGGACGCCGGCGCCAAGGGUGUUGAGGUUGUUGUUUCCGGAAAGCUGCGAGCUGCCCGAGCCAAGUCCAUGAAGUUUGCCGACGGUUUCAUGAUCCACUCCGGUCAGCCCGUCAACGACUUCAUUGACACUGCCACCCGACACGUUCUGCUGCGACAGGGUGUGCUCGGUGUCAAGGUCAAGAUCAUGCGAGACCCCGCCACCUCCAAGAAGCCCGGUGUGCCCAAGUCUCUGCCCGAUGCCGUCACCAUCUUCGAGCCCAAGGAGGAUGCUGUUGUUGCCGAGCCCAUGGUCAAGUCUUACGUUGUCAAGACUGAGGUUGCUGCUCCCGCUGCUGCCGAGCCCGUUGAGGCUUAA
Yarrowia lipolytica CLIB122 is the source of this 741-nucleotide messenger RNA. Its product is annotated as 40S ribosomal protein uS3. NCBI's taxonomy places the organism in Eukaryota, Fungi, Ascomycota, Dipodascomycetes, Dipodascales. The record is from RefSeq and is a predicted model, not a curated record. Gene Ontology annotation, molecular function: RNA binding; structural constituent of ribosome. Gene Ontology annotation, biological process: translation. Gene Ontology annotation, cellular component: nucleus; cytosolic small ribosomal subunit.